AUGUUCCACAGGUCCAAGUUUGUGCUCGUACUACUUGUCGCUGCAUUCAUCGCCAUGGAUAUUUUCAACAUCGUCGGGUUGCUGCCUGCUGCUGAGCAUGAAGAUGUUUACGUUGCCUACGUUUGCGAGACGUCCAACACGUGGAAUUACAAGAUGUUUGUCGACGUUACAAGGAUCCCAAGCAUAGCCUUCGGUAUCUUGUUGUUGACGCUGGCCUUGUACGGAUAUUACAAGCACGCUGUGGACCGGAAGAAGACCAUCGGCAUCAUGUCCGUGAAUUCAUGGAUGAAGCUGCUUCUCACACAAAACAUUAUUUAUUUCGUCGUGGUUGUAGGAUGCAAUGCCCUUGUUUUCGCGUCUGCCUACACACAACAGACCGUGAUGCUGUCGUUCCCAGCAGUACUUUCGAGCUUGCAGAACUACAUUCUCGCACCACGCUUGUUGCUCAGUUUCCGCGCAUAUCAUGCAAGACCUGCGCACUCAAGAGGCAGCUCCGCCGAUAGCGCAUUCGGUAUCAGCACUUACGCCUCGACUGAAAAGGAUUACCCGCUUCCCCAACCACCUAGCCUCGGCCGGGAUAGUAGGGCGUCGUCGCGUGUAGCGGUGGUAACAUGGGAUGCAAUGACAGGUUAGAUGUGAACUUUACGCAAUCAAAGGUAAAUAGAGGGGCUGAGAAUGUUCGGAAUCGAUUGGUAGCUGGUUAUCCCAUAUGUACAUGAUACCUCGCUCACUUAACUACUUGCGCUGUAUGUAGUUUAGCCUCGUACGCAUUGAAACUUCAUAU
Coniophora puteana RWD-64-598 SS2 is the source of this 784-nucleotide messenger RNA. RefSeq lists its product as uncharacterized. Lineage: Eukaryota; Fungi; Basidiomycota; Agaricomycetes; Boletales; Coniophoraceae. The transcript is spliced from 4 exons. The coding region runs from base 1 to 633 and encodes 210 amino acids. The record is from RefSeq and is a predicted model, not a curated record.